Cuculus canorus (common cuckoo) is the source of this 1162-nucleotide messenger RNA. It is a transcript of the gene RNLS, whose product is annotated as renalase, FAD dependent amine oxidase. The transcript is spliced from 7 exons. Gene Ontology annotation, cellular component: extracellular region. Gene Ontology annotation, molecular function: oxidoreductase activity, acting on NAD(P)H. The record is from RefSeq and is a predicted model, not a curated record. The coding region runs from base 16 to 1029 and encodes 337 amino acids. Lineage: Eukaryota; Metazoa; Chordata; Aves; Cuculiformes; Cuculidae.
UGCCCGUACCCGGCGAUGGGGCGGGUGCUGGUGGUGGGCGCGGGGCUAACGGGCGGCGCGUGCGCGGCGCUGCUGCGGGGGGCGGCGCGCGCCCGCCUCGCCGUCUGGGACAAGGCGAGAGGCGCAGGGGGCCGCAUGAGCACGAGCCGCCGCGCCGCGAGCGCCGCCGACCUGGGCGCGCAGUUCGUGACCAUCGAGGCGCUCCGCGCGGGGCCCCGCAGCAGCUUCUACGAGGAACUUCUGUCUCAUGGCAUCUUGAAACCGCUGACUGCACCCGUUGAAGGAAUGAUCAUGAAAGAAGGCUCGUGCAAUUACGUGGCGCCCCAGGGCAUCUCCUCGAUUGUCAAGUAUUACUUAAAUCAGUCGGGUGCGGAUGUCUUCUAUGAACACCACGUAACUCACAUCUCUCUCAAGGAUGGGAAAUGGGAAGUCUCCAGAGAAACAGGACCACCGGAAGUGUUUGAUAUAGUUAUUCUCACAAUCCCUGUUCCACAAAUUCUUCAGCUGCAAGGUGACAUUGUAAACAUAAUUAAUGAAAGUCAGAGGCAGCAACUGGAAUCUGCGAGCUACUCCUCCCGCUAUGCUCUGGGACUUUUUUAUGAAGCUGGUACACGGAUUGAUGUCCCCUGGGCCGCACAGUACAUCACUGAUAAUCCCUGUAUACGCUUCAUCUCCAUCGAUAAUAAGAAACGCAAUAUAGAGUCUCCUGAAAUUGGGCCCUCAGUUGUAGUUCACACAACUGUGACAUUUGGAAGCGAGAACCUGAAUUCAGACCCUGCGGAAGUGCAGCAGUUAAUUCUCAGUCACCUGGAGAAGAUUGUGCCAUCCUUGCCAAAACCAGCCAGCAUCAAGUUUCAGAAAUGGAGAUACUCUCAGGUUACAAAAGCUGUUCCCAAUUGUCUGGGGCAAAUGAUUCUUCAUACUCAACCUCUCCUGAUUUGUGGGGGCGAUGGAUUUACUCAUUCCAACUUUGAUGGCUGCAUAGAUUCUGCUCUGAGUCUUGCAGAAGCUGUGAAGUGUCAUUUGUAGCAAUUUCAAAGUCAGCUGCUAAGUCUGGAUUUAUGAUGAAUUUUACUAUGACGAAUUGAAUUCUAGUUUAGUAUUAACAUCACUGGCCUCUAUCUUGCAAAAAUAAAUAACAGAAGAUCUAUUGGUGUGCCGU